Molecule: messenger RNA, 1350 nt
Organism: Rotaria sordida
Lineage: Eukaryota; Metazoa; Rotifera; Eurotatoria; Philodinida; Philodinidae
Source: the annotation of a GenBank genome assembly
AUGGAAUCAGCAGCAAUUAAGAAGCCCUGUAUUAAAUGUAAUAAAGGUGGAGGAAUUAUUACAUGUGGUGGUUGUCAACAAUGGUUCUGUACUAGACAUCUGCUUGAACAUCGAGAAGAACUAUCCGUACUGAUGGAUCAAGUCAGUCAAGAACAUGAUCUUCUGCAAUGUGAUCUGAUUUCAGAUAAAGGCAUACAUCCACUUGUAACUCUCAUUAACACAUGGGAAAAAACUUCAAUCGAAAAUAUUCGAGUCGCUGCACAAGAUGCUCGACAUGAUCUACAGAAAUAUCUUGAUUGUACCAAGAUUCGAGUGAAGACAUCACUCUUAUCAAUAAAUAAAGAAUUACAAGCCAGCAGUGAAUCUGAUGAUUAUACAGAGUUAGAUUUGACCAAAUGGAUGCAACAAUUAACAGAACUUCGAGAGAUGCUGGAGAAACUAUCCGCUAUCGAUUUUAUUGAUGAUGAUCAGACACAGCCUUUGAUUCAUCAAAUUCAAAUGAAACAACGUGAGGCAACACACACACUAGUUAGAAGAUCGGAAAAAACUCUCGUUCGAACAAAUGCAACGGACUAUGGCAAUCACAGUAUCGUAGAAUGGAAAUGUAAUGCAACAAGUGGAAAAGUGGUGGCUGGCGGCAAUGGGCCAGGAAAUGGAACUAAUCGAUUGAAUAAUCCAACCGACGUGAUUGUUGACAAUGAGACAGAUAGUCUUAUCAUUUGUGAUAAGGGAAAUCGGCGAAUCAUGCAAUGGUUUCGUCGUAGUGGCACAAGUGGACAACCAAUUAUCGAGAAUAUUCACUGCACCAGAUUGGCGAUGGAUGACCAGAGGUUUCUGUAUGUCACUGACAAUAAAGAGAAUGCAGUUCUACGAUAUCGAAUCGGAGAAAAACAUGGGCAAGUUGUAGCAGGUGGCAAUGGACGUGGUGAUAGUCUAAAUCAACUGAAUAGUCCUACAGGCAUCUUUGUAGAUCAAGACUAUUCUGUGUACAUAUCGGACUGGGGAAAUAAUCGUGUGAUAAAAUGGGUGAAUGGUGCUAAAGAAGGGAUUGUCGUAGCUGGCGGUCAAAACGAAGGCAAUGAUAUAGCACGAUUGUCUCGUCCACAGGGAUUAAUUGUUGAUGCAUCAGGCACAGUCUAUGUGGCAGAUGGAUGGAAUAAUCGAAUAAUGCGCUGGUGUAAAGGAGCUAAAGAAGGAAACAUCAUUGCUGGUGGAAAUGGUCGAGGAGAUAAGGCAAACCAGUUUUAUGAUGUCAUGGGUUUGUCAUUUGAUCGAGAUGGGAAUAUCUAUGUUGUCGAUCAAAAGAAUUAUCGAAUACAAAGAUUCAAUAUUAGAAUAAAUCGAUCUUAA